AUGAGUGAGAUCUUGCCUGUUCUAGUAGAGGAGAUGAUGUAUGCCUUUCAACGUGAGCUUCCUGCCUCAGAAGAAUGGCAGCCAGUUCCAACAUUUGAGAAGGCAUUGCGCAUUAUUGGACUUGUUUCAGGAAGAAUUAAUGUUGGGCUGCCAUUAAGUCGCAAAUGGAUUGAUCUCUAUAGCCAGCACCCAGUUGAAAUGUUCUCAGCCAUUUCAUCUAUAUCCCGGUGGCCUGCUUUCAUGCGCCCGAUAAUACAAUAUGCGUGCCCCGAACUUAGACGAAUGCGCAAAAUAAGAGCUCAAAUGACAGAUCUGCUUGUCCCUGAACUCGAGGCUCAGCAUAAAGGACAGUUCAAACAGAAUACCAUGCUUGAAUGGGUGUGGAAAAACUCUGCCGCAAGUGACAGGUCAACUGAGACACAAAGUUUGAUCCACAUAUUAGUUACUGUGCCCGGUACUUAUACUGUCUCCUUUGCAGUGGCCCAAUGCAUGUUUGACCUCGCAGCCCACCCGGAAUAUAUUCCAAUUUUGAGAGAGGAGUUUCAGUUUAUUCACGACUCAUGUGGUUGCGGAGGUCUGACUAAAGAGGCAUUUAAAAAGAUGACAAAACUGGACAGCUUCAUAAAAGAGUCCCAGAGGCUCAGUCCACUAGCCAUGGUGUCAUUUGAGAGAAAGACGUUGGAACCACUUACUCUUUCUGACGGAACCCAUAUUCCUCAGGGCUCCCAUAUUGCAGCACCCUCGUUCCAUAUUGGCCAUGACCCAAAGUACUAUGAAAAUCCCGACGAGUUUGAUGGCCUACGUUUCCACAACCUGCGGGAGAAAGAGGGUGGUGGUAAGCACGAAUAUGUCUCUGUCAAUGAGACUUCUCUCCAUUUCGGAUAUGGCCUACAGGCCUGCCCUGGUCGGUGGUUUGCAGCGAUUGAGAUCAAAUUAUUCCUGGGAUUCUUGUUGAUAGGAUAUGAUCUCUCUCUCGCCACUGUAGCCGAGGGACGUCCAAAAAGCGCAAUUGAUAGGUUCUUUCUCUACCCGGAUCCAGCCAAAAUGCUUGUGAUACGGAAGAGGAAGAUUAAUUAA
Molecule: messenger RNA, 1077 nt
Organism: Aspergillus tanneri
Lineage: Eukaryota; Fungi; Ascomycota; Eurotiomycetes; Eurotiales; Aspergillaceae
Product: cytochrome P450
Exons: 4
Coding region: 1-1077 (358 amino acids)
Molecular function (GO): oxidoreductase activity, acting on paired donors, with incorporation or reduction of molecular oxygen; iron ion binding; monooxygenase activity
Source: RefSeq, a predicted model, not a curated record